This is a messenger RNA of Drosophila albomicans, 3765 nucleotides long. RefSeq lists its product as uncharacterized. Gene Ontology annotation, cellular component: nucleus. The coding region runs from base 982 to 3648 and encodes 888 amino acids. Lineage: Eukaryota; Metazoa; Arthropoda; Insecta; Diptera; Drosophilidae. The record is from RefSeq and is a predicted model, not a curated record. The transcript has a single exon. Gene Ontology annotation, molecular function: mRNA binding.
UCUCCGCGUUGCAGCGUUGCAUGAACUCGCGAACAAAACGGACAAACAAAAGUGGCAAUAACUAAAGCAACAACAACAACAACUAGAGCAACAACAACAAUAUAAGAGCCGAAACAACUAACUAACUGCUCCAAAAGACAACGGAAAUAAUUAGGAAACUUGCACGGGCAACAACUGAACAAACGGAAUAAUAACAACAAAACACUUAAGCAACGUAAAAACAUCGAAAUUGAAAUUGAAAACAGAAAGAAGUCAACCAAAAAAAAAAAAAAAAAAAUACCCAAAUGCAAACGCAGUCGAAAUUGUAAAUUUAAAAUUUGUGUAUUUAUCAACAACAAUUGUUGCGGUGCCGUUUUUACGACUAUCAAAUGGUGUCGGUGUCAAGCGCGGCCUAGAAAACAAGCAAAUAAAAUAAAUAAAAACACAGCAGCAACAACAGAAACCGAUAUCGAAACGGAUCCCACUCCCCCAUUCCCCUAAAGUACAUACUAUAUAUACUAUAUAUAUUCCGACAGAAUUCCGAGCACGUUCAACGCAGGCUGCAGAAUUACGCAAAAACAAACUCAAGAGUCAACGAGCAACGAACAACAACAACAACACAGCAACAACAACAGCAAACAGCUGACGUUCAAUGAACGCCCAAAGCCGAGAGCCGUAAGUGCAGACAGUGAGUGCCAAAUGUAAGUGCACAGACAGCAGCUGUAGCUGAACUUGAAAGUGAAAGUGAAAUUCGCCAGACGCAUUCGAAAAAAAGCAGCAAAUCAUCACGACACAGCGCCAAACGGAUUAAGAUACACGACUACAAACAUACACACAGAUACAGAUACAGAUACAUUUGCUGCAGAUACAAAGAUACAGUUACAGAUACAACUUCACCAAUACUCGACUGCUACAUUUGAGCUACAGUUGUGAAUUUAAGCUUUUGCUGGAGUGCCAAGCGUAAAAAGUGCUCAGAGCAUCAGCCCAAGAAAAGUUUGAAAAAUGUGCGAUCAGGAUAAAAGCGAUUGCGACUCCUACGAGGUGAAGGCGCCUCAGGGUCACACCUUUGUGGUCAGUCCCGUCUCAGCGACUCCCAUACUGACCGCUGUGCCCGUAAUGAAGCCAGCGUCGCCCACGCUGACCCAACUGGUGGAACAGUCAGCGUCGCAGUUGGAAGAGGAGCAGGAGCAACCAUGCUGCAGUUCACAGGCUGUGGUUCCGUUGUCCUCGUCACUGCCCUCGAAGCUGCUGCGUUUGCAUGCCAAACGCUCAGCUCAGGCACUGCUCCAUCAAAUGGAGUCACUGGACUCGCAAUUCGGUUCGGGAUCUGAGGAUGCGCCCUCGAGUCCCAGUGCACCGCCUCUAUCGCCGCCUCCAAUGUCCACACCCAGCGACGACAAGCUCAUGGAUGUGGGCAUGGGUUCGUCCAUCGGCGACUCUGAGGAAUCCGAAGAAGAUGACGAACUCAAGCCGCUGGCCGUCGACAAUCACAUCAUGCACGAGCCGGAGCAGAGCGAGCGUCAGGUGUCACCGCCAGCUGUGCCGCUGAGCGAGGCCAAUUUGGAGAAGUUCCGCAAGCAUCAGAUGGAUAACAUCUAUCUACAUCCCAACUUUAGUUUGGAUGCUUCACCGCCACCAGCUGUGGCGCCAGCCAAUUCCCCAGUGCUGGAAACACGUCGGCCGCAUCGCUCGUUCCUCAGCCUAAAGAAACCUGCCGAGGAGGAGUCCAAGGUGGAGCCGGCAGCAGCAACUCCCGACCAGUCACCACAGCCAGAGUUGCCCAACGAGAUUGAUACGCUGGAUCCAGCGUUAGUCCCAAGUGAGGAGCUGGCUGCCGAGAUCACCGAUGCUGUCGAGUUUUACUUCUCCAACGAGAGCAUACUCAAGGAUGCCUUCUUACUGAAACAUGUGCGCCGCAACAAGGAGGGCUACGUCAGCCUCAAGCUCGUGUCCAGUUUCAAGCGUGUGCGCCAGCUGACACGUGAAUGGAAAGUGGUGGGUGAUGCAGUGCGUCGUAAAUCACACAAGAUCGAGCUGAAUGAGCAGGGUACCAAGGUGCGACGCCUUGAACCGUUGCCCAGCUUCGAUGAGACGAUGCCAUCGCGCACGAUUGUGGCCUGCGAUCUGCCUCUGGACAAGCUGAGCAUUGAGAAGGUCUCGGAUCUGUUCUCCAAGUGUGGCGAGAUUGCCCUGAUACGCAUCCUCAAGCCGGGCAUGGCCAUACCCGUGGAUGUGCGUCAGUUCAUGAACAAGUACCCGGAGUUGCAGCAGAAGGAAUGCGCACUCGUCGAGUACCUGGAAUCAUCCUCGGCACGCGAUGCUCGCCAUCUGGCGGGACCUUUCCAGGUCUACGAGAUGGUGGCGCCCAAGAAGAAGACGGGCAAGAAGGCGGCAGUAAUUCAGGUGGCUGCACCCGUUGCUCGCAUGGUGGAGAACUAUCGCUACUACAACGAAGCCAACUGCGAGCGCACGCGAGGCGGCAGCUUCUCUGGUUUGCCCAGCCACGAGCCGAUGCACGAUCUGCGCUUCAAGCUGAAGCGCAACAACUCGGACUUCCAGCCGAGCUACUAUCAACAGCAACAACACUUGCAGCAGCAGCAGCCGCAUCAUCAUCAGCUGCCCAACUAUCAUGGCCAUGGACAUGGUGGCUAUCAGCACUAUCAGCCACGUGGCAGCAUUGGCCUGGAUCAGCAGCAGCAGCCGCCGUCUCCGGGUUUUUUCGGCUAUGCGCCGCGACGUUACAGCAAUACGUCCACAAUCUCGGCCAGCACGGCUGCUGCCUUGGGCGAGCCUUUAGCCUCGCCCUCGGCUGUCGUCGCUCCCACAAGCAACAACAACAACAGCAGCAGCAACGGCAGCAAUAACAACAACAAUCCAAUUAAUCCGGUGAGCAGCUUGCAGCGUCGUCUGUCCAACUGCUCCGAGCAGAACUUUGCGCCCGAGUCUAUGUCGCGUCGUGCCAGCAACUGCUCCGAGACUGGAGCACCACAGCGUCGCGACUCGAACUGCUCCGAGAGCUGUCCUUGCUCCAGACGCGUCUCGGACUUUGGCCAGUCGGAAGCAUACCGCAAGACUUCGGUCUGCUCCAACGGCAGCUGUCCGGGUCAGGGCGAGCGACGUUACUCCAAUGGCUCGAUGCAGUUCGAGCGCAGCUUCUCCAAUGCCAGCGAUGGCAAUGGCUUCUAUCGUCGUCCCUCAAAUGACUUCAAUGUGGUCGAGCGUGAACGUGAGCCGGAUCAGCUGGUGGGUGGAGGCGGCGGUGGCUAUCAGGUGUGGCCCAGACGCUACUCGAACAACUUCCAGCAGCAGAUGAGCAGCAAGCUGGCUGCCUACGAUAAUGCUCAGUACAUUGGCGGACGGCGCAUCUCCACAGAUUCGGGCUACGAUCGUCGUUACUCCUUUGGCUCCGAGUUCGAGGGAUCGCCACGCUCCCGCACCGGCAGCUUCCUCAGCAGCUACAAGCAUGGCGGUGGUCCGGGAAGCGACUUCGAUGGACAGCCUCGUUCACGUACUGGUAGCUUCCUCGACAGUUCGCCACGCUCCCGUUCCGGCUCAUUUGCUCAGCGUGCUGCAGAGAGUUUGGUGCGCACUCCGAUGGGUCCGGAUGGCAGCAAGGGAUUCGGACAAAGAGCUAGGAAGUUUGGUCAGGCUGUGUCGCCGGUCAACUAGGGGAAGAGAAUUGUUAACUAAUUUUAGUGGGUAACUUUGUUUUUCUUUUGUGAAAUUAUUCAAUGGCUGUACACUGUGAUGCUGUCCACCUGUCCAAGUACCACGAACCAUGCCCAC